AUGUACCAGGACAUCCUGCUGUCGCUGGCGAAGGCGGUGGCGAACACUACAGCGGCUUUAGUGCUGAAGGCGAAGAACGUGGCGGCGCAGUGCAAGGACGAGCAGCCGCUGCAGAAUACUAUCAUCGCUGCAGCGACACACUGCGCCCUGGCCACCAGCCAACUGGUCGCUUGCGCCAAGGUGGUAGCGCCUACGCUCCACAACCCCGCGUGCAGGGAGCAGCUAACGAGUGCAGCGCGGCUUGUGGCUCAGGCUGUGGAGAGGCUGGUGUCCAGCUGCCAGCAAGCGCCCCCCGCCGCUGGACCUGGAGUGGAACAGCUGGUGACCGCCGCGCAGAGGGUCACAGACGAGCUGGAGAGACUACUGGCUCACUGUCACCUGGAUCGUCGCGUCCAGCCGUCCGUAGUUGAGCAGUCAGUGGAGGGCGUGGUGUGUGCCAGUGAGAGUGUAACCGAGGCAGCUGACGGACCGGAGAUGGUGAGGCGGGCCCGGCUGCUGGGACAGGCAACCGCUCGACUCAUAGCGGAUAUUAAGACUGAAGCUGAGAAUCAACCUUCUGACUCCCAACGCAAGCUGCUGGCGGCCGCCAAGCUACUAGCGGACGCCACCGCGAGGAUGGUGGAGGCGGCCCGGCUGUGUGCGUCACUACCACAGGACCGCGAGAAGCAGGAGAAUCUCCGUCGGGCUGCGGAGGAACUGAAGAUCAUAGCGGCGGACUACGGCCAGCACCAGGCGGCGCCUGACAAACAUAGGGCCAGGCUGGCGGAGAGCGCCCGCCAGGCCGCGUCGAGCGCCACUCAGCUGAUCACGUCCGCCCACAACGCCGCCCACUACAACACCAACAAGUACUCCCAGGACACGCUGUCCUCGGAGUGUGACGUGCUGGAGCAGCAGGCGGCCAGGCUGGCGCGGGCAGCAAGGAGCUGGGCCGCCGCGCCCGCACAGCCCGCCGCCAACCUCGACCUGCUGGCCGCCAGUGACGCGUUCCUACAGCCGAGUGGUCACGUGAUACAAGCGGCCCGCGGCGUGCUACCCACUAUCAGCGACGCCACCGCCGCCAAGCAGCUGGCAGACACCACGCAUCAGUUUACAGCCAGCUGCGCAGACCUCAGGUCAUCGGCCUCCCGUGCCCGGUCCAGCGGUCGCGGCGGAGAGCUGGAGGCGGCCGAGCACGUGCUGCUGGAGCUGCAGGACGAGCUGGAACAGCUGGAGGCCGCCGCCAGGGACCUGGAACUGACACCCGUCCACGGGCACACGGCGGAGUGGGCAUACAGUGCUCUCCAGACGUCUGGUCGGUCCGCUUCAUCAGCGGGGGCGCAGCUUGCAGCAGGCGCGAGGCGCGGAGACGGCGCCGCUGCGGGCCGGGCUGCCUCCGAACUAGCCGCCGCGCUGAGAGACUUCACGCCGCCGCUGCGGGCCGCCGUCACUAACGCCAGCGACACGCACAGGCACAAGGUUCUGUCGUGCGGCAAGCAGGUCCUCCAGUCUUCUCUAACCUUGGUCCAGCGGGUCCAGGCCCAGCUGGCCAGCGGGCAGACUGACGACGAGGAGCUCAUGUCGUUAGCGCGCGCGGUGUCCCAGAACAUAGAGCACACGGUGGACGCCGCGCCCGCCUUGAGGGAGUUGGACGCAGCCCUGGACAGCAUCGCGCAGACACUAGGAGUAUUGGACAUGGGAGAGUUCCCCACCAGCGACAGGCCUUACAGUGAGCUUCAAACGGAGCUGAACUCUGCAGCCGUCGAGCUGAACUCGGCCUCCGCCCGCGUGGCAGAGGGCGGUGCCCCUGAAGCCCUACCGCCCGCUGCUGAGGACUACCUCACCGCCUUCGAUAGAUUAAUAGCUGUCGGUCUCGAGAUGGCUGGACGCACUGAGGAGCUGGAGAGUCGUACCCAGAUGAUGGGAUCUCUCAAGACGGUGACGGUGAACUCUUCCAAGCUGCUCAUCACCGCCAAGUCCGUCAGCCAGGACCUAACACGCCCCAAUGCUAAGAACCAGUUAGCAGCGGCUGCCCGAGCUGUCACAGAUAGUAUCAACGCCCUGGUAGACGUGUGUACGGAGGCCGCGCCCGGGCAGAAGGAGUGCGCCGCGGCCGUGAGGAACAUGCAGGCAGCCCGCGCGCUCCUCACCGCGCCCUCACAGCCUCUCACUGAGAUGGGAUACUUCGACUGUCUGGACGCCGUGGUCGACCAGAGCAAGUUGCUCAGUGAAGGCAUGUCAGGUAUGGCAGGCGCAGUGAAGGUGGGGCCCGGAGCGACUGACCGUCUGUGUCGCUCAGUGGGCACUGUGGCUUCCGCUGUACAAGGGCUGGUGGAAUGUACUGCACAGGCCGCUUACUUGGUGGCCGUAUCGGACGAGUCAUCAGUAGCAGGUCGCGCGGGUCUCGUGGACCAGGCCCAGUUCGCGCGCGCGGCGGCCGCCAUUGACACCGCAUGCGCCGCGCUGUCUUCCCCGCGCGCCCAACAACAUCAAGUGCUGUCAGCCGCCACAGCCAUCGCGAAGCAUACUUCCGCACUGUGUAACGCGUGCCGAGCUGCCUCCGCACGGUGUACGGAACCACAGAGCAAGAGACACUUCGUCCAAGCAGCUAAGGACGUCGCUAACUGUACUGCUUCACUCGUCAAAGAGAUCAAGGCUCUGGAUGCUGAUUACUGCGAGGAGAACUUGUCCCGCUGUUCCUCCGCGACCCGGCCGCUCCAGGACGCCGUCCGUUCCCUGCGGGCCUUCGCAGACAGUCCCGAGUUCGCGGCGGUCCCGGCGAGGAUCUCACCGCAGGCCCGCGACAACCAGGAGGCUAUACUACAGUGUGGAAGGAGCAUCAUAUCCGAAUCUUGCUGUAUGGUGGAGGCGGCGCGCGCCCUCGCCCUCAACUCGUCGGAGCGGACCCACUGGCACACGCUGGCGCACCACAGCAAGGCUGUGUCAGAUACUAUCAAGUCCCUCGUCACUAACAUACGUGAGAAGGCCCCCGGUCAGCGGUCGUGUGAAGCAGCUCUCCAGGUGAUCGUUCAACAGCAGCGAGCCCUGGACCUGGCCGCGCUACAGGCUGCUGGGAUGGAGCUGCAGCCACAUGCUGGGAACACACUGCAGGGAUUCUCCGAACAGAUAGAGAACAGUCUGGCUGAGAUGAUGGAGAGGAUCGAACCGCUGAGGCUGGCCGCCAGGAGCGAGGCUGAGAACCUGGGACACGCUGUCACACAACUGGUGUCGUACUCAGAACCGCUGGUGAGCGGCACGUGCGGCGCUGCGUCCCACAUGACGGACAGCGCGGCCCGGGACGUGCUGCUGCAGCACGCUACCACAGUUAUGGAGACGCUGGCGCUACUCGUCACCGCCGCAAGGCAGGCCGCCGGGAACCCGAGGGCGGUGAGCGCGCACGGGGAAACGGACGCCCAGGCGGCCCUGGCUAGGUCCGCGCUGAGCGAGAUGAGCGCUAGGGUCCGGGACCUCAGCCUACAGGCCGGCGCUGUAGGCCCGCUCGUGGAGAGUGUGGCGCGGGCCGUGGCUAGACUCACCGAGCACAGGAUGUCGCUGAUCGGGUCCUACGAUGAGACGGACUCGUUCGUGGACUAUCAGACGCGCAUGGUGGGCGUCGCUAAGGAAAUAGCCCACCUCGCCUCCGACAUGACGGCCAAAGCGGCGACGGAGCCAUCUCGCUUGGUGGAAGUCGGUAACGCGAUGGUGGGCAAGUAUGAGCGUCUGGCCACUGAUAGUGUGGGCGCCGCCGCGACCACACCUAACGCGGACGUGGCCAGCAGGAUCCGUGUGUCAGCAGUGGAGCUCGGUGAAUGUGUGUCGGAGUUGGUGCGAGCUGGUGGCCACUGUCGCCUGUCAGCCACCGCGCUCAACCAACGAGCUGUGGCUGACAACGCGAGGAAAGUCAGCGAGAAGGUGGUGUCAGUACUGAGUGCGCUGCAGGCGGGGUCUCGCGGGACCCAGGCCUGUAUCGACGCGGCCGCUACCAUCGCCACCAUUUUGGGGGACCUCGAUACCACCAUAUUAUUCGCCAGCGCGGGCACGCUCCAGUCUGACAAGCCGGGUGAUACCUUCUCCAACCAUCGCGAGGGCAUCUUGAAGACUGCCAAGACCCUGGUGGAGGACACCAAGACCCUCGUCAGCGGAGCCGCCUCCAGCCAGGACCAGCUGGCCAGCGCUGCUCAUAGUGCUGUGGAUACUAUCGUUCAACUAUGCAGCGUGGUGAAGGCGGGUGCAGCAUCACUAGGUGCUGGUGGUCCGGAGCCGCAAGUAAUGGUGCUGCACGCGGCCCGGGACGCCGCUGCUGCCCUAAGGGACUUAGCUGCUGCCACCGCCGCCGCUUCCGGGAAACACGUCACCAGCCCCGACAUGCAGAGACUCAAACACGCCGCUAAGCGGCUGUCGGACAAACGAUGGAGCCUGCCUCUGAGAGCCGACACCCUCCCGCGGAUCAAGCGGCGGUCGGUACAGAUCAAGGAUUAUAACUCGUGCGAUUCAGAAACAGACGUGUUUCAGUCCGACCAGGAGGACGAGCUGGUCAGGCUCUUAGACUAUUCCAGUCACGAUGAUGACGUCUCCCCGACCAUAUUCCAUGAUAGCUGCGAGGAACUCAUCACAUACUUUGAAAGUAAAAUGACCGAAGUUCCAAAGAGAGUCACGAAUGAUGACGUCAAUAUACGAUACAACUUAGCCUCCAGGAACAGUCUGUUCGACAUGGACUGGCGCGUCCUUAAGUACGGUGAGACCAUAUUUUUGGGAGAACUACGGAAGUUGGUCGAUUUAUGUCUAGAAUUUCUAGAUAAGGUUGAGAAUAAACGAAAGAGAAAAGCGGAAGAAGUAGAUAAAGCCAACACUGAUCUGGACAGUGAAAUGAAAAGGUUAUCCCAGGUCAUAGUCGAUCUAGACUUCCAGAACUUAGUUUUGGACAAAAAUGAAAUCAAUACCAACAAACACACGGCUGCCAAACCCGUAGUAGAGAAACCGAAGUUAAAGAGUCCCACGUUCAAAGUUAAAAAAGUUAAAACUAUCAAUUUGGCCGUUAACUUGGAACCAGACGUCGAAUAUAUCGACGAUGGUGAUCAAACUCCUACUAAUGAAGUAAAGAAAGAUGUUGUGGAUAUAAAAACAGACAACAAGAAACAGUUCUGGGACAUGUUCAAGGAUGACAGCGAGUGGUGGAAGGAACUGGCCAAGAGGAACUUGGAGAAAAUGAAGGAGACCAGGCUGGAACUGGAACGAUUCAGUGGACACGAGCUGGUACUGGGAGAGAUAAAGACAGAGAUAGACAAAUACACGAGAGAGAAAGAGACGCUCGAGAGUUUCAUAGAAGACAUCGACAGCUCGCAAACAUUCAACAAAGACCUGGAGUAUGACAAGAAAUAUGAAGACAUGGUCCUCAAGCUCAUACAGUUUGCCAAGAAGGACUUCGUGUUUAAAGGAUUCGAUCCACUCAUAGAGAAACUCAAACACCUGUCGAACAUUCAACUAGAAGGAAGACAUAGAAAAAUACACAUACAUGACAUCUUGGAUGUAUACUCUAAAAUAGACAUAUCCAAAUAUACUUACGAAGAACUGUGUUUACUGGAGAGAUACUACAAGGAAGUUAUUAGAAAAUAUAAAAUGGAAACCAGAGGGAAAGAGAACGAAACAGACUUAGACAGAGAAGACACGAGGUCAGCACCUCCCGACUACAACAGAAGAAUCAUGUUGAAUGUCAAUUCUGAACAGAACCAUGACGACAGUUACAAGGGACAUAUGACCAACUCGCUCACAAGAAAUAGUAUCUUAAAGAAGUCUAGACACAGCCGAAACAGUCUAGAAAUAUUUGACCUGACCCGCACCUACCCCAUGGAGUACUACGCCAACAAUUGGUGGAAAAUAUACGAAGAUGUGUUAAAGAAUAGAGAACAGAGGUUCGGGAGCAUCGAUAACUGGUGGAACUUCUAUGAGAGUAUACUGAACGGCAGUCACAGCGACGGAGACUCGAGCAGAAUACAGACUAUGAUCAAACAGAAUAGGAGGAGACCCGCCAGCCGUAUGGAGGAACAGCUGCGGAUGUUGGAGGAAGUACAGCACGCAAGGUUCAGGGAGAGCGAGGCAGUGCAGACCGGCGACGAGGAAUCGGUCAGAUAUACACCAGAUACUGUCAGCACGACGGCAUGGCGCUUACCAUCGACGGGUUCUGACACGACGCAGCGAGCUUCAGAUAUUUAUAUCCGACUCAGAAACAUUAAUAGUAAUUUACUUUGGAGACAAUCACCUACUGCCAUACUUCAGAGUGGUCCUUUGUCUAUGUCCAGCCAGAGGCACCUCGAUAGUAUUUCAUCCAUGGCUUCCAUCAUCAUUUUCCUGAUCAUUUCCAGCGAUCAUAACCCGGACAUGAUGGAGCAAAGCCACAAGCUUUUAACCGACUUCGAAAGAGGUUGUCACAGCGAAGCUUUGAAAGUCCAAUAUUGA
Molecule: messenger RNA, 6429 nt
Organism: Danaus chrysippus (African queen)
Lineage: Eukaryota; Metazoa; Arthropoda; Insecta; Lepidoptera; Nymphalidae
Source: the annotation of a GenBank genome assembly